AUGUCUAAUGAAACCAAAGAUCUUAACAACUAUCACUAUACUUCAUCGUAUAAUCAUUACAACAACAUUAACAGCCAAAAUAUGAGUCUCCCUUACGUUUCUGGUCCAUGCACUUAUAAUGCAAACAUGAUCUCAUCACAAAUAGGUUCUGAUCUACACUCGAGUUCUCAAGGAGCGUUCGGAUUUUGUUUCGAGCCCUCGCCAUCUUCCAGCGAGUUUUUUAAUCCUUCGAUCGAUCAAGAAAAUGGUUUUUAUAAUGCUUAUAAUUAUAAUACUAGUCUCAAGAGUCAUGAAGUUGUCGGUGGUGGUGGUGCAAUCGCUGAGAAUGAAACUAGGGUUUCUGCAUCUCCUUCUUCCGAUGAGGCUGAUCAUCAUCACGGCGAAAAUUCUGGCAAGAGCCUAUUGAAAAGAGAAGCUGACGAUGGAGGAGAUAAACAACGUUCUCAGAAAAAAACAAAGAAGAAUCAAGAGAAGAAGAUAAGAGAGCCACGAGUCUCGUUUAUGACUAAGACCGAAGUUGAUCAUCUCGAAGACGGCUAUCGUUGGAGGAAGUACGGCCAAAAGGCAGUCAAAAACAGUCCCUAUCCGAGGAGUUACUAUAGAUGUACAACGCAGAAGUGCAAAGUGAAGAAGAGAGUUGAGAGAUCUUACCAAGAUCCAACAGUCGUGAUCACAACCUACGAGAGUCAACACGACCACCCGAUCCCGACCACUCGCCGCACGGCAAUGUUUUCUGGACCCGCCGCAUCUGAUUAUAAAUCAUCGUCUCUAUCUCCAGGCUCCAAUUUCAUCAACACUCCAAGAAGCUUCUCACAUGAUGAUCUCUUUCGUGUGCCAUACUCGAGCAUGAAUGUAAACCCUAAUUAUCAGCAGCAACAAAACCAUGAGUUUCAGCAUGGUAGCGACUAUGAGCUUUUGAAGGAGAUGUUUCCUUCGGUUUUCUUCAAACAAGAACCUUGA
Brassica rapa (field mustard) is the source of this 960-nucleotide messenger RNA. It is a transcript of the gene WRKY8, whose product is annotated as probable WRKY transcription factor 8. Gene Ontology annotation, biological process: regulation of DNA-templated transcription. Gene Ontology annotation, molecular function: DNA-binding transcription factor activity; sequence-specific DNA binding. The record is from RefSeq and is marked provisional. NCBI's taxonomy places the organism in Eukaryota, Viridiplantae, Streptophyta, Magnoliopsida, Brassicales, Brassicaceae.